AUGAGCAACAAGGGGACCAAGGGCAAGAGGCAGAGGCAGAUCAGUGCUGAGGGGAGCCAAGCUUUUGACAAGGGCUGCAAGCUCUGUUCAGAAGUCAAAGGUUGCCUCAAGUGCUUACCCAAGUGGUUCAUUCUGCUGGAGAGGAAUGACAUCCGCCAGGUGGGCGUCUGCUUGUGGUCCUGCCUGCCUGGAUACUUUGAUGCCGGAAGCCCUGACAUGAACAAAUGUAUCAAACGCAAGAUGGAGCACUGUGAGGCCUGCUUUAGCCACAACUUCUGCACCAAGUGUCAAGGGGGCUUGUACUUGAACAAGGACCGCUGCUAUCCAGCCUGUCCCCAGGGCUACGUGGCAGCCAACAGCACUGUGGAGUGCAAUGGAAGGGGCAAGAAGAGAAGGAAGGGGGGCCAAGGCUGGAGAGAGAAAGUCAAGAGGCAUCCAGCUAGGAAGAACAGCAAGGAACCAGGCUCCAACUCUCGGAGACACAAAGGGUAG
Molecule: messenger RNA, 492 nt
Organism: Psammomys obesus (fat sand rat)
Lineage: Eukaryota; Metazoa; Chordata; Mammalia; Rodentia; Muridae
Product: R-spondin-1-like
Exons: 2
Coding region: 1-492 (163 amino acids)
Source: RefSeq, a predicted model, not a curated record